UAGACUCGCAGGGAGCAGCAGGCAGUCCGUGGCCCUCCCUCUCUCCGUGCUGUUGCUAUCCGCAGUAACUUGUGUUUAUUUUCGUUUGUUUUGUGUCCUCCAGCCGGGCUUUUCCGUUCCCCUUCAGGUGCAUUUAAAGCUCUCAGCUCCCGGUAGCGUAGACUGCGCUGCAGGCUCCGCAUCCUUCGUCUGUUGAAGAGAAGGCAUUAAGGAGUUGAUACCGUCAGAAGCAAAGUUGCUGCAGCGCUGGUGUGUGUAGCGGGGAGAAGCGGAGGGAGGGUCUGCUCUGGUGGAACUGGCUGCAUCUGGGAUCCCAAAGCAGCUGCAUUUGCAGGCAGAAGAACUACCGGAGCCUUUAUCCCUUCAUAACACCCGGCCACAGCCAUUCAGCGAAGACCAACAGGGGAGACGAUGGUGAAUCCAGGUAGUAGCGCCCAGCCUCCACCUGUCAAUGCCAGUACCCUUUCCUGGAAAAGAUGCGCAGGUUGCGGGGGCAAGAUCGCAGACCGGUUCUUGCUGUAUGCGAUGGACAGCUACUGGCACAGCAGAUGUCUAAAAUGUUCCUGCUGUCAAGCUCAACUGGGGGAAAUUGGGACUUCCUGUUAUACUAAGAGUGGAAUGAUCCUCUGCCGGAAUGACUACAUCAGGUUAUUUGGAAACAGCGGAGCUUGCAGUGCUUGCGGACAGUCGAUUCCUGCCAGUGAACUUGUCAUGAGGGCACAAGGGAACGUCUACCAUCUUAAGUGUUUCACGUGCUCCACUUGUCGGAAUCGCCUCGUCCCAGGAGACCGGUUUCACUACAUCAAUGGCAGUUUAUUCUGUGAACAUGAUAGACCUACAGCUCUCAUCAAUGGUCAUUUGAAUUCACUUCAGAGCAAUCCGCUACUGCCAGACCAGAAGGUCUGUUAAAAGGCCAGAGUAAUCCAGAAUGCGUGCCUUCAUCUCAAAUUCUGUUCAUCGCAGAUGGAUCCCAUGUCCCCAAUAGACAAGCCACCUUUGUAGCUAGCAUCAGUGCCAGCUUCAUGCCAUUGCACCUUUUCUUGAAUGCCCUUUCCCACAUUAAUCGGUGUAUGAAAAUGACUGAAGAUGAACAUUAAAGAACUUCAUGGACCUGGGCUAAUGGGAGACUUUUAGGGGAGGGCAAAAGAGCUUCACCAGAGGACAACUUUGGGAGGGGGAAAUGACUGAAUCUUAUUGACAAGAAUUGUUCAAAACUGCUUUCUACCCUCAUUACCAAUUAACAGGGCACCGACCAGAAUUUGCACCCUCUGUUUUACCCUAGUGACAUUCUCUUUGCUCUUUGUAUAUUUACGUGUUGUAAAGAAAGUAUGUUCCAAUCAAACAGAACAUAAUCUAAAGAAAAGUUGUAGCUUUUGUGGUACUUGAUCACAAACACUUUUAUUGUAUCUCUGUAAAAUACAAUGUACGUAUGCAUGUACGUGAUUUUUUUUUUAAUGCUAAUUUUUAUUUUAUUUUUUUCUAUUUUUUUGGUCUUAUGUUGCUACUUCCCAUGGCAAACAAAAAUAAGGGAAGGGGCAGGAGAGAACUGCUAUUGUGUAGAAAUUUUCACCUACUUGCUGGUUGAAGAAAAAUCUUUUAUUUGUGAUAUUUUCAGAGACAUUUGCUCUAGUAUGGUGUAUUUAAAUAAUAAAAAAUUAAAAUGCUAUCGUUUAAAA
This is a messenger RNA of Spea bombifrons (plains spadefoot toad), 1676 nucleotides long. RefSeq names its product LIM domain only 4 (gene LMO4). Lineage: Eukaryota; Metazoa; Chordata; Amphibia; Anura; Pelobatidae. The coding region runs from base 412 to 909 and encodes 165 amino acids. The transcript has 5 exons. The record is from RefSeq and is a predicted model, not a curated record.